GCGCGCUCCCCCCCGUCUGCUCGGGAGACAGCGGGUCCUCCUCCAGUGGGUUUAAACUGCUCUACAGCCACAACAUCGACAUUUUGGAGCGCAGCUCUACCGCGCCUGCUUCACCACACCUCUCCUCGGCUUUAUGUGGAUUUACCGUUCUCUGUCGGAGCGUUUGCAGCCAGAAGUGACCCAACACAUUGGUGUGUUUUCAGGCGACUUCGGUGGGCGGAUAAUACGCAGGAGGGCACAUCCGGGCCUGACUGCUCCGGAAAGUCGCCUUGAAACGACGGAAUUCAACGUUUUCAGCCACAGUGAAGAGAUUCCUCCAUGAAGUCUGUUCACGUACCGGACGGUGGAGGCCGUGCUCUGCCCUGACAUGGAGAAGAUGAAGAGAAUUAAGAAGCGCCUGUCGCUAACGCUUCGUCCCAGCCAGACCAUCGACGAGUCUCUGUCUGAACUGGCCGAGCAAAUGACCAUGGACGACAAUGGCGCUAAGGAUAACGAGCCCUUCAUGAGGAAUGGCCGUCCCCCGACCUCCCACAGCAUGCACUCAUUCCUUCACCAGUACACUGGGUCCUUCAAGAAGCCGCCGCUCCGACGACCUCACAGCGUCAUCGGGGGUUCGCUGGGCUCUUUCAUGUCAAUGCCACGCAAUGGCAGUCGUCUAGAUAUCGUGCAUGAAAACCUGAAGAUGGGUUCAGACGGGGAGAGCGACCAGGCUUCGGGAACCUCCUCAGAUGAGGUCCAGUCUCCAACCGGCGUUUGUCUCAGGAACAGAGUCCACCGGCGCAUCUCUAUGGAGGACCUCAACAAGCGUUUGUCACUGCCUGCUGACAUACGAAUUCCUGAUGGCUACUUGGAGAAGCUGCAGCUGACCAGCCCACCCUUCGACCAGCCUCUCAGUCGCCGCUCCCGUCGAGCAUCACUGUCUGAGAUUGGUUUUGGGAAGCUGGAGACAUACAUCAAACUUGACAAGCUGGGAGAGGGAACCUAUGCUACAGUAUUUAAAGGACGCAGUAAGUUAACUGACAACCUGGUGGCGUUGAAGGAGAUUCGGCUGGAGCAUGAAGAGGGAGCCCCGUGUACUGCCAUUCGAGAAGUGUCGUUACUAAAGGACCUCAAACAUGCAAACAUUGUCACGUUACAUGACAUUGUCCACACAGACAAGAGCCUCACACUCGUUUUUGAGUAUCUGGACAAAGAUCUGAAACAGUACAUGGACGACUGUGGGAACAUCAUGAGUAUGCACAAUGUGAAGAUCUUCCUGUUUCAGAUCCUGCGAGGCCUGGCCUACUGUCACAAGAGGAAGGUCCUCCACAGAGACCUGAAGCCCCAGAACCUGCUUAUUAAUGAGAGAGGGGAGCUCAAACUGGCAGAUUUUGGUUUAGCUCGAGCCAAAUCCGUCCCCACCAAGACCUACUCCAACGAGGUGGUGACACUGUGGUACCGGCCCCCUGAUGUUCUGCUGGGGUCCUCUGAGUACUCCACGCAAAUCGACAUGUGGGGAGUUGGCUGUAUAUUCUAUGAGAUGGCUGCAGGUCGGCCACUGUUCCCUGGGUCCACAGUGGAGGAUGAGCUCCACCUCAUCUUCAGGUUACUGGGUACACCUACGGAGGAGAAGUGGCCUGGGAUCUCCUCCAUAGAUGAGUUCAAGUCCUACAACUUCCCCAAAUACAAGCCCCAGCCCUUCAUCAAUCACGCUCCCAGGCUGGACAGUGAAGGCAUCGAGCUGCUGCUGUCGUUUCUCAGAUACGAAUCGAAGAAGAGGAUCUCGGCUGAGGAGGCGAUGAAGCAGUGCUACUUCAGGCAGCUUGGCAUAAGAGUCCACACACUUCCAGAGAGUGCAUCAAUAUUUACGUUGAAGGAGGUCCAGCUGCAGAGAGACCCGGGCUACAGGAACUCGACCUACCCAGACUUAGGAAACGGCAAGAUGAACCGCAGGCAGAGCAUGCUCUUCUAGUGCUCCUUCUUCAACCCCUCCACUCCACCUGGACCAAGUUCUCUCGCAUGAACACACCCCCAUCCCAACCCAGAGGCGACCCAUCCGAACUUUACUGUCACACACAUUAACAUGCACACACGCUCUGAGCCAGUGACUGUGGGUGGAACCUGGGACUGUCUUUAUUUAUUUUGGUGGGAGGUAGAGAGCAGGGAUCUGCUGCUAAAGUACUACUGUAUUUAACACACUGUGUGUGUGCGUACGUGUGAAUGCAAGGCACCAUGCACAAGUAGAUGUCCAGACGGUUGCUCUUGCUCCUUUCAUUGAGGCUUUAUUUAAGUUCUGAUGACGCUGUGAUCCAAGUUCUGGUGUCCUGUUUAGUGAUCAGAUGCUUCUUCAGAUGUAAAAUAUAUAUAUAUAUGUGUUUGGGAGCAGUUGUGAGUCAGAAGGCAAACUCGUACAGGUCAUUCCACUCUGAGAGAACUCAAUCGUAGACACAAGAAGCUAACAGUGGUUUUGGUGUCACCCUCCAGACAGACGCUUGCAGUAGAGCCUCUGCUUUUCCUCCUUCCUUGUAGAGAUUUUACAAGCUCACUGGGCGAGCAGAAACAAGUGACCAACAGCCCAGCGGUUGAAGAUGAGUGGAUGAAUGUGAAUAUUUGUCUUCCGUGACUGAACGUUUCCAGGUUGAGGAGCACUGACUUCGAGAAUCCCGGCAGUUUCAUUCCAAACUGUGUCAGACAGACUUCCACGUUCCACCUCAAGCGACUCGAGAAGAAGCACACAGCCCGCUUUAAUACGUUUUUGCAGCAGGGACCUUAGCUUCACAAGUUUUUACCCUCAACAGUAUUAGGUCAGGACCUGUCCACAGUGUCCUAGUGUUUUCAGAGAGUGAGGAGAAGCACGUUCCAAAAGCUAAAACCCGGGGACUGCUCCUCUCUCUGGCAGUAAAAUAGACGGCUCACCAUUUUACCGCAUGUUUACUGAAGCAAACUCCUCCAAUCACUUGAAGAGGGUUUUUUUUUUUAAUGUCUAUUGUUCUUUUCGUAGUAGCAAUGUGAAAACGUAUGAUUCCUGUGACAUCAGAUAUUCCAGCAGCAGGGAUCAAGUGUUUUAUUUAUGGACACGGUGUCAGGUUUUUGUUUUUCUGGUCCAAUAUUCAACAUUCAGCAGUUCAGGCAGGGAGUCAGAUUUGCACCGUCGUCGUAGCAGAACAGUGAAAUACUUGAGCUGCAGCUUGGGCUCACCUGCAGUUUCUUUCAAGUCCAGCCGUGCAGUUCACUGAAAGAGAAGGUGCAGUAACAGCUGCAUUCCAAAAGGGGCAGUGUUGUGUUGCACUUUGUAAAUGCCUUUGACUGAAUGUUACCUGUUAAUAUGAGACGUUGUUGCUAAUGUAAACGCGAUGGUUUUGACAGGACAAGUCAUUAUAUUAAUGGUAGAUUUCCUGUGAUGCACUCGUCUAUGGAGUAAAAUAUGUACCUACUUGUAAGAUGUUGCAUCCAUGAAGUGUACCGCAUGGACUCGAGAAACAAAGUCUGCUUCGUCUCCCGACUUGAGUUUGGAAGAUUCUUGAAAUAAUGGAAAAUAUGAGGUCUCUUUAAGAACAUUGUGUCUCCCAAUUAUUAUUUUUUUAUUUAAAACUUAAAAAAAAAUCGAAUGAAUUUAUUUUCGAUUGGUAAAUUAAACCUGAUAGCUGAAAAUAAUAUACAAAAACUGUGUUUUUCUUACUUUUUUGUGUUUGACACUAACCAGUUUACAAUUAAAUAGCAGAAAGUUCUCUUCGGCUCAGGUUUUAUUUCUGGAGUGGAUGCAGCACACUUCUGGAUAUAUUUUCUUUGCUCUUAAAAAUUGUCAAUAUCGGAACCUCCAUGGUUUCUGAAGCUGUAAGUACAUGUGGAGAUGCAGCAUUGUGUCGCUAAUAAUGUUAUUAACAUCAGCAGUCGUUACAUGCAUGGACGCAGAUUUCUACAACUGUUUAUUAUUUAUCAUUGUGAGAAGUGUCACGUUUGGAACGUCUGAGCGACCCCAUGUGUCUGAGAGUGUAAAUAUGUGCGUAUGGAGGUGUGUGUUUGCCUGAUGCAUGAAAGGCCUGCUGUGUCGUGAACAACCUUGGAAACACUGAUCUGCCCGUGAACAAUUAGUGUGUGUUCUUCUUUUUACUGGAAUUAUUUAUUUCUCAUAACCAUCGGAAGUAAAUUUAAUGUUUCAUAAAGGA
Messenger RNA from Synchiropus splendidus (mandarinfish), 4145 nucleotides. RefSeq names its product cyclin-dependent kinase 17. Gene Ontology annotation, biological process: protein phosphorylation. Gene Ontology annotation, molecular function: ATP binding; protein kinase activity. The record is from RefSeq and is a predicted model, not a curated record. The coding region runs from base 368 to 1951 and encodes 527 amino acids. Lineage: Eukaryota; Metazoa; Chordata; Actinopteri; Syngnathiformes; Callionymidae. The transcript has 18 exons. Gene Ontology annotation, cellular component: cytoplasm; nucleus.